Molecule: messenger RNA, 2739 nt
Organism: Ectocarpus siliculosus
Lineage: Eukaryota; Phaeophyceae; Ectocarpales; Ectocarpaceae
Source: the annotation of a GenBank genome assembly
AUGUGCGCUACAGGUAUCUACGUUGCAAACCGCGCGCGGAUAGACAGCAAAGCUGUCAAGGCAGUCGUCGACUACGCGUCCAAGCAGGCAGCGGCAGGAACGGGCAAAUUGCUUCUGGCAGCAAGCGGAGCAGCGAGUCCGGCUUUGCUGCUGAUGGGAGUGAACACGACGGAGACCCAGGCGGCCUUGAACAACUCGGUUCAGUUGCUAUCGAUGGGGAUAGUGCCUGACUCGAUCAGUCUUUCGCCCAAGCUCUUGACAUCUCUCAAGGACUUCGAUGACGACGACAAACGGCUUGAUGCCGCUUAUCAACGACAGCGCCGUCGCAGGUCGAAGCCACUACCGGCGAGGCUCCUGGGAUCGCUUCCAUCCACCAUCAACAAAGCCUCAGAUCUGGCGUACGAGGUGGAACAAGAGGUGAAGUACGAGCGUGCCGGGAGCCGUGCAAACAAGCUCCUCAAGCCGAUCGGCCUUUCACUUCCAGAAGCUAAGCGCAAUGGUCUCCUACUCGGACGUACACCUAGCGGUUCGGCGGGAAAACGUUUGGAAGCAUCUGACGCGUCUUUGGCUGCAAAUUCAUCGCCUUCGAGGAUCCUUGGGUCAAGACGCCUAGAAACAACGCCCGCCGUUGUUGAACCGCUGGUGCAAGAGGUUUCUGCGCGACGGGAGGCGAUGACGCCUGCGCCGGACCCUGUCGGCGUGUUUGAUCGGUUUGAACGGAAAGGAGUCGACGCCCAGGGGGGGGGGAUUUCAUCAACAGAGCGUGCCCUGGCUGAGAUGCUGGCCUCGCAGCCCGAUGUAUUUACCAAGCAGCUGUCGAAGUGCGUAGAUUCCAUCGGUAACGAGGUGCAAUUGCAAGAGCGAGGCGUGCGGGCAGCAAACGCGGUACUGUGCGCUACUGAACCGGUUAUCGCCGGACUUGAGGAGGCUCUGGAAAGGGAAGCGGUCCUUCUCGAGGAACUCAAGAACGUGACACGCAAUGUCCAGCAAAUGUAUGUCCUCGCUGAGAUGAGUGAAGCGGUUGAAGCGGCAGAGACGUACCUCAGGCGACUGGAGGUUUUGUCAGCCAAUGUCGUCGAGCUGGCGGUCUGCUUGGAGGCUUACAUCGGAGGGGAAACUGUCAGGAUUGCGCGGCUGGAGACCAUAAAAUCAAGGGUGCUAGAGACCAGAGGCUUGGGCGGUAUUCAGGACAGCUCGAGGGCAGCACAGGUGGAGCUGUCCUCAAGAACGAUAGGUUUGCUGCAGUCAUUCGACGGCGAAGUGGUUGCUGGCCAUGAAGAGGCUAAGGCAGUGGGGGGACGACUGGACGUCGUCUGGCGAGAAUCAGCCGAGCGAGCCCGAGAUGAGGCGGGGCAUGCACAUGAGUAUGCUCUAGUGGCCGCCUGUCGGUUAUGGAAAGCUGCUGCUGUAGAGGGCACCGGGAAACGAGCGAGCACAUCAGACAGCGUUCGUCUGGAGUUGACGAGAAUACAGGAGAUUCAGGAUUCUACUACGUCUACCAUGGGGGUGCCUAGCAAGGUUGGGCGGAAAGAGUUUGCAAGAGCGACUGGAGCAGAGGUUCGGGCAGGGGAGGGCGAUAGAGAGCGAUUGAGAGCAGUGGAAGAUGAGGCAGCCCGCGAUAUGGAAGGCGGCGACCAGCAGGCAAGUGUGGCACCGGUGGAGCGCGGCGUGACAGCAGCGCCAACACCGAGUUUUCCUGGCCGAUCGCAAGCGGACCAUGAUAUCAAGCUCACGCCCCCGAUGACCGCCUCACCGGACAUCACCCCGGUCGCUGGCGAAUCGACGACAGUGCAGACCACAGAAGCUGAUAUGGUAGUUGACCUCGAUCAAUCUGUCAAGAGCGCCGAGGUCGUCGAUGCCGUAGUAGUAGACGAAGCUCCGGUCAGAGGGGGCUCCGCUGCAACAUCACGGGAUGAAAAUAGCUCACGGCGUUCUAGAGACGGGGGAUUGUCCCGAAAAGGAUCCUUGUCGGCAGAACGCACGACCAUGGCUUCCGAGGAAUCCAGCAUUGAGCUUGUGGUGGAUGAAUCAAGCUCGUUUGUGGAUGUCGAGGCUGAAAUGGAAGACGAUGUGUCGGACCCUGCUAGAGUUGGUUUGAAGUUCUUGGACGUCUUCGCCUUGCUCAUAGAGAAAGUUCUAUUUGUGGGUCUUCCAACGCUUGUGUCUGGCGGAUCUCUGGUCUGGCAGCGAGUAGAUAACGCCGUGAACGGAGCUAAAGGACGCAAAGGUUGGAAGCUUCUCGAUAGGCUAAAGAAAGAUUCGGCUAGGUAGGAUGACAAAAGCUGUAAAUAGUACCUAGGAUAAUCCGGUGGUUGUUCUCUGGUUGAUGAAUGUCUUACUUUGGGGCAAAGUGCGAUGUUGAAAUGCUUUGGCCAGUGCCGCAUAGGAUUGGUCAGCGUGUAGAUCGACAAUCUGGCGAAGUGUAGUCUUUGCAAAAAAAAGGUCGAAAGUGUAGUUGAUAUGGAACGCUCGUUCCCUAGCUUGUGCACCAUGAAUGCCUCUUCGUUCCUAGAUCCCCGAUGUGACCAGGUACAGCUGGCGCAUCCAGUUGAGGUGUGUUGAUUGUGCGAUUCAAAACUGGUUUGUGGCCAUGUAGACACUUGGGGGUAUCUUUCGCUAAUAGCCCAGUGGUAGGUCCGGCCUCUUUUGAAGCCUGCUCCCUUUUCUCUUGUGCCCCGCCGCGAGAGAGAGGGUGCCAUACGGAACGGCGAACAACGCUCGCAAAAUCAUAGAGCCUUU